GGAUGGGAUCUACGUGUGGAACAUUUUAGUGUUGUGGUUUAGUUCAUUGCAGUGAAUAAAAACAGUAAUAAUGGCAGUCGGAAAAAUAGCCCCUUUCGAUAUGGACAAAGAUUGUUGGGACUUAUACGUGGAGCGUUUGGAACAAUAUUUUAUAGCGAAUACAGUGAGUGAAUCAGUUAAAGUGGCUACCUUAAUUACGGUGGUAGGCAGGGACGCGUAUGAACUUAUGGUUAAUUUGUGUACGCCGGCCCGCCCGGCAACAAAGACUUUUGAUCAGUUGAAGGCCAUCAUGAAAUCGCACUUGCAACCUAAACCGAGUGUGUUAGCAGAAAGGUUCAAAUUCCGACAACGACGUCAAGCAAGUGACGAGAGCAUAGCGGAGUAUGUCGCGGCGUUGAAGAAAAUGUCAAUGACCUGCAAUUUUGGCGCGGACUCAUUGCAAGACAAUUUAAGAGACCAAUUUGUUUGCGGUUUAUCGAAGGAUGUUAUACGACAGCGACUAUUCGCAGAGGAGGAAAUCACGUUCGAGAAAGCAUUCAAAUUAGCCGUAACGAUAGAUUCGGCCGAGACGGAAUCGGCGGUCAUGGAAAAGCGAGUAGACAACCAUGGAGGAAGUACGGGUGUCUACCAAGUGGCCUCGAGCUGGGGGCGAGGGAGCUACGGUAACGGUGAAGCCGCCGGGGGACGGAAGGUCACGGGGGCUACGCGAGGCGGGGCAGGCGCCGGGCGCGGCGCGAGCGGCCGCGGCGGACGACGCGGCCCGGGCGCCACGGGCGCCGGCCGCGGCCGCGGCGCGCACGGCGGCGCAGCUGGCUGCAAGACGUGCGGCGGCAGUCAUGACUCCAACACGUGCAAAUUUAAGGCGUACGUGUGUCGGGUGUGCAACCGAGAUGGACAUCUGAAGAGGAUGUGUCCGAGACUACGCGAGGAACAGCUGUUCGCGUUGUAUGACGGAGGCGCGGACGGGCAGGUGGCGUAUGACGACAGCGAGGGAAGUGACGAGGUAGUUACCUAUAACUAUUCUAUCGCUUUAAAGGACUUUAGUGCGUAUCCGCCAUAUGUAUUAUCAAUGAAGGUUAACGAAAGAAACAUAGAUAUGGAAAUUGAUACAGGUAGCUUGCCAUGUAACAAAUUGGACAGGGAAAAUAUUGGUAAAAAAUUUGAUGAAAAUGUGUUCAGUUCCAGGUUUAAAGAAGUUUUUGAAGACGGUUUGGGGCGGUUCACGGGCGGCAAGGUCGGGUUCGCGCUGCGCGAGGGGGCGCGUCCGGUGUUCCUGCGCGCGCGCCCGCUGCCGUACGCGCUGCGCGAGCCGGUGGAGCGCGCGCUCGAUCAGCUGGUGCGCGACGGCAUCAUCACGCCCGUGCCCACCUCCGACUGUGCCACUCCAGUCGUACCGGAAUCGUUGUUGAAAGAGGUGCACAGCGGACACAUGGGGAUAGUUAAGAUGAAGAGUAUCGCGCGGAGCAUUGUGUGGUGGCCGGGCAUCGAUGCCGCAAUUGAAAGCGUUUGUAAAGCGUGUACCGCGUGUACAGCAGAGAAUACGACGGCGGGAGAGGUGCCAGAACCGGGAACAAGCAAUUCAGAGUUAAGGGCCGUGAAUGCUCCACCGUUGCCAGUUGCACCGGCCGCGCCCCCUACAUUGCCGGCUCCCGUGGAGGGCCCCAAACCGACCCGCAGUAGGAAACCCGUUAAAAGAUACGGGUUCGACUUCGAUUAG
Cydia amplana is the source of this 1717-nucleotide messenger RNA. RefSeq lists its product as uncharacterized. Bases 71 to 1717 code for a protein of 548 amino acids. Gene Ontology annotation, molecular function: nucleic acid binding; zinc ion binding. The record is from RefSeq and is a predicted model, not a curated record. Lineage: Eukaryota; Metazoa; Arthropoda; Insecta; Lepidoptera; Tortricidae. The transcript has 4 exons.